UGACAUCAUAGCCUGGGUUGGACUCUGAAGCUGCAGCUUGUUUUUGGUACCUUGUUGAUGUUUUAGUUUAUCGCUUUUGUUUAUAAGAAACAAAAUAACAGUUCAAAUUAAUUGUUUUUUUAAAGAAACAAGAGUCUGCAAAAAUGAAAUGGAUGUUUAAAGAAGACCAUUCUCUUGAACACCGAUGUGUCGAGUCGGCAAAAAUCAGAGCCAAAUACCCAGACAGGGUUCCGGUGAUUGUGGAGAAAGUGUCCGGCUCGCAGAUCGUUGAUAUUGACAAGCGAAAGUACCUGGUGCCCUCUGACAUCACAGUAGCUCAGUUCAUGUGGAUCAUCAGAAAACGCAUCCAGCUGCCCUCAGAAAAAGCGAUUUUCCUGUUUGUAGACAAAACUGUUCCUCAGUCCAGCUUGACAAUGGGACAGCUGUACGAAAAAGAGAAAGAUGAAGAUGGAUUUUUGUAUGUGGCUUACAGCGGAGAAAACACAUUUGGCUUUUAAACGUUUAAGUUUGGCUAACCCUCUCGUCACUCUCUCGCCGAGAAGCUCGAUUGUACUAGAGCUAUACUGCCGUUUUGAGCGCUACAUUAAUCGUAUUAUGGAUGCAUUUGUAACUCUUAUGCUAUCCCGUAUUGUAUUUAAGCUGUAUACAUCAUUAGAUUGUAAAAUUAAAUUUUUUUCUGUCCUUCUGGCUGUGAAUUGUUUUGCUAGCUGUAUUUUAUCAGAAUUGCUUGCUGUUUUUUUUUUGUUUCAUUUCUUUAGAAAAUAUAUUUAAAAUAAGUUUAAGUAUUUCGAACGGUAAGGUAGCUGGAUGACCUAACCAAUAAAAAACAGAAAAGAAAACUUGCUUUACUGAACUGCUUAUCUGGUUUUAAAAUGUAUGAAGGUCAUUACAUUUAAGGGAUUUAAUACAAGAAUUGUUGGUGAGUCAUGGAGGGUCUAGAAAUAAUGCUUAAAGUCAAUUCAUGUUUAAAGCUUUUGCAGCCUCUUAAUUUAUAUAUAUAGUGGCGUACCUGAGCACUCUUAACUCUCUAUUAAUUCUGCUGCCCAUUUCUCCGGGGGGUGAUAUAUUACCCCCCUUAUUAAACUAAUUAAAUGCACUUGUACAAUACAUUGCUGCUUAAAGUUUGAGUGGUGAUGACCUAUACCACUAUUAAAUGUUAUCUGCAUGCUACAGUACAUACUAGCUAUGCCAAAUCGAUUAUGGCACCUUUGCUAUUCCUCUGAAGUAGAAUACAAUAUAUUGUAUGUUAAUGAUUGGAUUACAUAUUAGGUAUUUGGAGUUGAAGGCACAUUCAGUUCAUUUUCUCCAUUUCUGAUCUCUUUUGAAGAGUAAAAAUGUUAAUCCGAUUUGAAACAGUGCUGCAAAUGGGAAGGAGACACAGUAAAGAAUACUAUUUUUUAUCAUCCUAUAUAAAUAAGUGUACACCUCUAUACAGCAGGAUACAUAUUUUUCUGUAGAUUGCAAUUUUUUUUAUUUAACAUUACUGGUAUGAUAUUUAUUUGAUUAUGUUUAUAUUUAAAUAUUAGUUAUUUUAUGGCAAAGCUUAAAAAAUAAGUGGCAUUUGCACACCUUACAAAAUAUGUUACUGAACCGAUCCUGUUUCAUAUUGUGGCUGCACUCUGAUACAUAUGACAUAACUGUUGAUAAUACUGUUGCAUCACAUGAAAAUCUGCAUUGGAAAAUGUAGUUUUUGUAUAGCCCUCUGUCCAAAUAUUGUAAUAAAAAAAGUAUAUUUAACAAUCA
Molecule: messenger RNA, 1743 nt
Organism: Polyodon spathula (Mississippi paddlefish)
Lineage: Eukaryota; Metazoa; Chordata; Actinopteri; Acipenseriformes; Polyodontidae
Product: gamma-aminobutyric acid receptor-associated protein-like 2
Exons: 4
Coding region: 144-497 (117 amino acids)
Biological process (GO): autophagy of mitochondrion; cellular response to nitrogen starvation; autophagosome assembly
Cellular component (GO): autophagosome; autophagosome membrane; cytosol
Molecular function (GO): ubiquitin protein ligase binding
Source: RefSeq, a predicted model, not a curated record